This is a messenger RNA of Ilex paraguariensis (yerba mate), 528 nucleotides long. Lineage: Eukaryota; Viridiplantae; Streptophyta; Magnoliopsida; Aquifoliales; Aquifoliaceae. The record is from the annotation of a GenBank genome assembly.
AUGAAAGAUCAAGUAAACGAUAGAAAGGAUCAAUAUGGAGGAACCCUAGAAAACCGGUGUCGAUUCGCCCUAGAAAUCGUCGAAGCAGUCGCAAAAGAGAUCGGAUCUCAGAGAGUCGGAAUAAGAUUAUCUCCAUUCACAGAUUUCAUGGAGUCUUCUGAUUCAAACCCUGAAGCUCUAGGCCUCUACAUGGCCAAUGCACUCAAUAAAUACAACAUUCUCUAUCUCCAUGUGAUUGGACCGAGGUGGUCGGAGUCUGAAAGUCCUCAGAGUCUUCUUCCUAUGAGGAAAGCUUUUAAGGCUACUUUCGUGGCGUCCGGAGGGUAUGAUAGGAAUGGAGGGAACGAAGCUGUGGCGGAGGAUGAGGCGGACUUGGUGGCGUUUGGGCGGUUGUUCUUGGCCAACCCCGAUUUGCCGCGGCGGUUUGAGCUUGAUGCAGGGUUGAAUAGGUAUGAUAGGAGCACUUUCUACACUCAGGAUCCUGUUGUUGGGUACACUGAUUACCCUUUUCUCGAUGUUCAUGCUUAG